This is a messenger RNA of Eufriesea mexicana, 1744 nucleotides long. It is a transcript of the gene shop, whose product is annotated as sulfite oxidase. Gene Ontology annotation, molecular function: molybdenum ion binding; molybdopterin cofactor binding; heme binding. Gene Ontology annotation, cellular component: mitochondrion. NCBI's taxonomy places the organism in Eukaryota, Metazoa, Arthropoda, Insecta, Hymenoptera, Apidae. Gene Ontology annotation, biological process: sulfur compound metabolic process. The transcript has 7 exons. The record is from RefSeq and is a predicted model, not a curated record. The coding region runs from base 1 to 1665 and encodes 554 amino acids.
AUGGUUUUAUAUCUUUUAAGAAAUAGAUCCUUGUCAUCAUUGCCAAAUGUUUGUAUUCAGUAUUAUGUUGGAAUAUCCAGACAAUUUUCAUUUCAUAAAAAGCAGUACAUUAAAGAAAAUGUAUUCAAAAGCAAUCGUUAUGCAAAAUAUACGGCAUAUAUUACUAUUGCCACAUCUGUACUAAGCUUACAUUAUUACAUAUUUUAUAAAAUGGUCCAUAUUAUAAAUGCAAAAUCUAUUUCAUGUGGAGAGUUCAGAGCAGAUUUGAAGACAUAUAAUUUAGAAGAAAUAAACAAACAUGAUAAUAAAAAAGAUGGUAUAUGGGUAAUAUUUAAGCAAGGAGUAUAUGACAUAACAGAUUUUGUUGAUAAACAUCCAGGUGGUCCUUCAAAAAUAUUAAUGGCAGCUGGAAGUUCAAUUGAACCAUUUUGGGCAAUUUUUGCUAAUCAUAAUACUCAAGAAAUAUAUGAGCUUCUUGAAUCAAUGAGAAUUGGAAAUAUUUCUAAAGAAAAUGUAGUUUUUAAUACAAUUAAUGAGAAUGAUCCAUAUUCAAAAGAGCCUAUAAGACAUAAAGCUUUAAAGAUAAAUGGUCAAAAACCAUUUUGUGCUGAACCACCACCUUCUUUAUUAAUUGAAAGUUUUAUUACACCAACGGAAUUGUUUUAUGUAAGAAAUCAUCUUCCUGUUCCUGAAAUAGAUAUAAAAACUUAUAGUUUAGAAUUAAUAGUAGGGGAAGUAACAAGAAAGGAACUUAAAUUUGAAGACAUAAAAAAAUAUCCUAAAUAUACAAUAACAAGUGCUAUAAUGUGUGGAGGGAAUAGGAGAUCAGAAAUGGCAAAAGAGAAGCAAUUAAGAGGACUUAGUUGGGGUAUAGGUGCUGUUGGUAAUGCUAUAUGGACUGGUGCAAGGUUGUGUGAUAUAUUGAAAGAUUUAAAGAUUAAUGAAGAUGAUUAUAAUCAUGUUCAGUUUGAAGGAUAUGAUUUAGAUCCUUCGGGUACACCAUAUAGUGCAAGUAUACCUAUUCAUAAAGGUAUGGACUGUAGAGCAGAUGUAAUUCUGGCUUAUGAAAUGAAUGGACAAAUCAUACCAAGGGAUCAUGGUUUUCCUGUUAGAGUAAUUGUUCCUGGUGUUGUGGGUGCUAGGAAUGUAAAAUGGCUUGCUAAAAUAAUUGUCACAAAAGAAGAAAGUCAAUCACAAUGGCAGCAACGUGAUUAUAAAGCUUUUUCCCCUAGUACUGAUUGGGAUAAUGUAGAUUUUUCGACGGCACCUGCUAUACAAGAAAUGCCUGUAAUAUCUGCAAUAUGCAAACCAGAACCAUCAGAAACAAUUAAAGUGAUAAAUGGAAAAAUAAAUGUAAAAGGAUAUGCAUGGUCUGGUGGAGGUCGAAAAAUCAUUCGAGUUGAUGUAACAAAUGAUCAAGGUAAAACCUGGCAUACAGCUAAUUUAAAUGCUGAAGAUUAUAAUGCUAAGGAAGGUAAAUAUUGGAGUUGGACAUUAUGGAGUAUAGAUCUUCCCGUUAAAAAAGACUGUAAAGAAACAGAAAUUUGGGCAAAAGCUGUAGAUGCGUCAUACAACGUUCAACCGGAAAGUUUCAGAAAUAUUUGGAAUUUACGAGGUUUCCUUUGUAAUGCAUAUCAUAGAGUUAAAGUUAAAUUGGAACACUAGAGUUUAUAGUAACAGUUCAAUAUGGUCAAUUUUUUUUAUCACUAUUAGUAAGGAAGAUCAGAGAAAACGAUUCGCUUCG